CCCGGGGCCGGCAGCAGCAGCAGCAGCACUGGCUGCCCGUGCCCAAGGCCGCGCUGGGUGGCGGCGGGGGCAGCACCACCUCUAGUCCCGUAGGCAGCGCGGCGGCACCCGCCCCAGCCCAGUCCCCGUCCCUGUCCCCGUCCCGCCGCCUCGGAGCCAUGGCCGACAGUCUGCGGAGGCUGGUCAGCCAGGGGAGCUGCCGGCUGCUGCAGGACAAGCUGGAGAGCUGGUACCAGGACUACCACAUUAACUCUUGUGAUCAGAAUCUGAACCGAUGUUGUGAAAUCAUAGAAAUAAACUCCAUGAUACAGGGGCAACUCUUCACCAUCCUCAAUCAAACAGCCCGAGAAGGUGGGCAUUAUGCAGGUGUAGAAACAAUAAAAUCUCGUCUUUUGCCAUGGCUUGGAACUUGUUUUUCCAGUGCUGCUUCAGGAAGGCCCUUUGAAACCAAUCUCUCUCUCAUUCAGGAUUCAGUUGAGAAAGAAAGGCAGCUGAGAGAAUUUGCCAGCACAAAGAACUAUGAAUUGCAAGAGCUGGAGAAAGAACUGAACUCCACACGUUUGCAGCUCAGCCAUGUCCAACAAGAUCUGGCAGAAGCCCAGUUGGCUCUUGAAGACACAAAGACCAAAUCAGCCACUACCCUUUUGGCAGCAGAGGAUGAAAUUGUUCAGCUAAAAACAGCUCUGAAGGCUUCCCAAGCAAAGGAGGAGAGUGCUCUGAGGAAUCUGGGCCAUCUGAAUGACUAUGAACAACAGAUUCAAAUAUUGAAGGAUGAAAUCGCCAUCCUGGGUGCUCAGAAAUCUGUUCUUCAAAGCAGACUUGCACGGAGUCGCUCUCCUUCCCCCACACGCACCCGGAGCAGGUCACCUAGUCCUCUUCCCUUGAGGAGUUGCUCCCCUGGCCGAGCCCGGCUCACAAAUGCUUCACGUCAUGCCCAUCUAGUCGCCCGCUUUAAUGAGAUUUAUACACAAGAACGCUUGGAUGCACAGACCCUUUUAAGGACAUAUGUGGAUGAUCCAGAGAUGGUCCAGAGGAUAAUAUAUGUUGCAGCGGUGGAGUCUUUCCAUGCAGCAAAGAUGGCCUUCAGACAGUUCAAACUGCGUGUGAGAAAGACUGUGUCUUUAAGUUACUCAGGUCCUGAGUCACUUGAAGACAUUGUCUUGGACUACAUAGUUCGCCAUGAGGAUCUUUAUGAUGUUCAAACCACUGUCAAUGAAGUGAUUCGUGCCAUGAAUAUCAAUCCUAAAAUUUCAUUCCCACCAGAAGUUGACUUCAUUAUAAUCAGCAGUUUGAUACGGGAGUUGUGCCAUGUCGCUUUUUCAAUGCAGACAUUGAUUCCUCCUGUGGAUAUUGCAUUUGGUGCAGAUGGAGAACUUUUUAAUGAGUCCAAGUACCGCCGCAGCUAUGACUCUGAUUUCACAGCCCCAUUGGUGGCCUACCAUGUAUGGCCUGCUCUGUUGGAAAAUGAUACCAUAAUUGUGAAGGGAGAAGCGGUUACAAAGAGAGGUGCUUUGUGGUCUUCCAGGAGCAGAAGCCGCAGCCGUAGCAUGAGCCCUGUGCUAUCUCGUCGAGGAAGCCCCAGCAGAACAUUGUUAUCUCGAAGUCGCAGCCCUUCCCCAUUAAGGAGUGGAAGCCCAAGACUUUAAAUUAACUGGAUAUAUUUCUGUGGUUCUGUACAUCUGGAUCAGCCAACUUCAGUGGUGCCACCUUCUCUUCCAAGAGUACCUCGUAUCUCUCAAUACUGUGAAAGGCAGUUUGUCACUCCAAGUGGAGGGUUAAAUGUUGUUUUUGCUUUAGUGUGUUUUUAUAACUUUAGGAGGUUUAUUUAUCACUAGACAAACUCAUUCAAUCAAUUUGAUAAAAGAAAAAAUGCACGCUUAGGAUCUGUGGAUAAGAUAUUAAACAGCUCCGAGGAACCCGUGAUGAAAUACAAAAAACAAGUAUGUAGGUUCUGACACUGUUUUUACCUCAUGUAUCCAAAUUUAUCUUGGUAGGUCAC
Gavialis gangeticus (Gharial) is the source of this 1999-nucleotide messenger RNA. It is a transcript of the gene SPATA18, whose product is annotated as spermatogenesis associated 18. The coding region runs from base 159 to 1646 and encodes 495 amino acids. Gene Ontology annotation, biological process: mitophagy by internal vacuole formation; mitochondrial protein catabolic process. Gene Ontology annotation, cellular component: mitochondrial outer membrane. The record is from RefSeq and is a predicted model, not a curated record. NCBI's taxonomy places the organism in Eukaryota, Metazoa, Chordata, Crocodylia, Gavialidae. The transcript is spliced from 13 exons.